Molecule: messenger RNA, 1500 nt
Organism: Cadophora gregata
Lineage: Eukaryota; Fungi; Ascomycota; Leotiomycetes; Helotiales; Ploettnerulaceae
Gene: RSM23
Product: 37S ribosomal protein S23 mitochondrial
Exons: 2
Coding region: 1-1500 (499 amino acids)
Cellular component (GO): mitochondrial small ribosomal subunit
Molecular function (GO): structural constituent of ribosome
Source: RefSeq, a predicted model, not a curated record
AUGGCGUCUUCUCAUUGUUGGAAAUGCCUUUCUCGGCCUACGAAUCCCAUCUCGUCUGCGUCUUCGCCGCUAGUCCUACGAUUCGCCAACCCGUCAACGACGAAAGGAGUCAAUGUAGCUGCCACGGCGCAGUUCUCGACGACUGCGAAGCUCGCUGCUGCGCUUGUCAAGACGGCAAAAAUGGUGGCUGGGAAGGGCAAGGGUGCGAAGACGUUGCGGAUUAAGAAGAAGGCGUUUGUGAAGACGGGAAAGCCGCCGGCGACUGGAGAGCGGAAGGCGCUGAGGAAGAGAAUCGUUCUGAGUAACACGAAUGCGCUUGAGGUGCGAGAUUUGAGAGAUUUGGAUGGGAAGAUGGUUGAUGAGAUGGUGGCGGCUAGAGGAGGGGAGGGGCAGACUCCACAAUCGCUGGCUGCGGCUGUUAUUGGGGAUGAGGGUGCCUUGGUUGGUCAGGUGGUGGGACUGAAGGGUGUUACGGUUGAUUCUUUGAGAGCAGUUGAGGCCUUCAAGACGACGCAGGGAUGGGGCAUUUUUAGGCGACCGGCGUUGCUGAUUAGAGAGGAGACGGCGGCGUUGAAUAAGAAGAUGUUGGAUGCGGAGAUAAAGAGAGAGACUGUGAGGGUUGUGCUCGAUGGUGACAAAGGGACGGGGAAGAGUUUGAUGAUGCUCAGUGCUAUGGCUACUGCCUUCGUGAAGGGAUGGGUAGUCUUGAAUAUCCCUGAAGCUCAAGACGUCACAAAUGCCGUUACAGACUACGCAGCCAUACCGGGCACCUCCCCUCCCCUCUACUCCCAAAAUACAUAUACCGCCAACCUGCUCAACCAAAUUGGCAAAGCCAACAGUAUCCUUCUGGCCGACCUCACUAUGUCUAAAGAAUACUCCCUACCGAUCACAGUACCAACUGGCAUCUCCCUCUUCCGACUCUGCGAACUAGGUGGUCGAGACCCCGACAUCGCCUGGCCAAUUUUCCAGGCACUCUGGUCGGAACUGACUCUUGAAGGCCGCCCUCCAAUCCUCAUGUGUCUUGACGGCCUCAGCUUCACCAUGCAGAAUUCGCUCUACCGUGCCCCGGACUUCUCACUAAUUCACGCCCACGACCUCGCUCUUGUUAAGCACUUCGUCGAUCAUCUCUCUGGUGCCACCACACUCCCCAAUGGCGGUGCCGUCCUAGCAGCCACAAGCAGAAGUCAUGCCCCAAUUUCGAAAUCCGUAAACCUCGCAAUUAAGCAAGCAGAAGAUAGAAAGGCAGGCAGAGACGUCACCCAACGCGAUCCUUUCGAGAAGAACUAUGAUUCUAGAGCGGACGCUGUGCUGAGCAAGAUGGAGGUCUUGCAUUUGAAGGGUUUAAGCAAGAGGGAGGCAAGGGGGUUGAUGGAGUACUGGGCUAAGAGUGGUGUUCUGAGGUGUAAGGUUGAUGAUGAGACAGUUACGGAGAAGUGGGCUCUUGCUGGAAAUGGAGUUGUGGGCGAGAUCCAGAGAACGGCACUUUGGAUGAGGAUGUAA